UUUGUUACGAUUAUGUCAAAUUAAUUUUAAACUUAUAAAAAUAAAUUCGUUUUAACGUAAUGGAAGUUGUGAAUAGUACACAAUUAUUACCUGGGGAUCCCCGUUUAGUUGAUCAUAUAGUUGGUGAAUUAAAAUCACAAGGUAUAUUCGACCAAUUUCGAAAAGAAUGUAUCGCUGAUGUUGAUACGAAACCAGCUUAUCAAAAUCUUCGGCAGCGUGUUGAAGGAAACGUUUCCAAUUUUUUAAGUAUGCAAAAGUGGAAAUCCGAUAUGAAUAAAAAUCAAGUUCGUGAAAUGUUACGUAAAAAUAUUCAAGAGUCUGGAUUCCUUGAGACAGGAGUUGAAAGAAUUGUAGACCAAGUUGUAAAUCCAAAAAUCAACACAACAUUCUUUCCACAAGUGGAGGAUGUAGUGUACAAAUUUUUGGGAAUGGAGAAACCUGAAAAAUCAACUUGUUACGAUAAAAAUAAAUCGAAUCUGCUUUCAAUAAAUACAACGGAUCUUCUACCAACAGAUUUGGAUCCAAUUUCGCCAGCAUCUGAUAAACCAAUUGCACAAAAUUCAAGUAUGGAUGUCGACAAAAGUGAUUUAAAAAUUGAAGAUGAAGAUGAUGAAAUGAAUGACGAUCAAAAAAUGGAUGAUAGUUUUAAAAUUGACGAAGAAGAAUCUCCACCAUUUGAACCUAUUGGAGAUACAAGUUUUACACUUAAUGAUGAAAAUACAAAUGAUUCAAAUGUUUCUGGAAUUUCUGGUUUGAGUAGUCACGCUUCUGAAUCUGAUUUAAAAACUAAAUUAGAUGUUAUAAAUCCUGACUCAAAUAGUUAUGAUAAAGUUAACCAUGUGACAAAAGUAGUUACCGAAAUUAACGAGGAAUCUAUUAAAAUGGAUGUUUCGGAAGAUAUUGAAACAGUUAAAAACGAUACGGAGCAAAAUUAUGAAAGUGUUAAUAUGGAUAUCAGCUCUUCUGAUAGCAAUGGAGAAGAAUCAGCUGAUAAUUCAAACGUUGUUGAAGUAAAAACUGAAGAAUUAUCAAUUGAAAUUAAGGAAGAUAUUACGAAUAAUAAUGAUGAUGAGGCCAUGAAUAAAACAGAUAUCAAAUUAAAUGAACAAACUUACAAUGACGUAAAGGUGGAAGUUAAUGGUACUGAAGUAUCAGAAAAACAAUCUGAAGUUGUUGAAGAAAUUAAUGAAGUUAAAGUCGAAGACAUCAAGGGAAUUGCCAGUGAAGAAAUUAAAGAAACUACAGCUGAAGAAACUAAAUUAGAAGAGACGAAAGAAAUUAAAAUUGAAUCAGAUAACAAUUCUGAAAGCAAAGAAUUGUCAGAUAAUAAAAAAUCUGAAAUCAAAGAAUUUUCAGAUAAUCCAAAAACUGAAAUCAAAGAAUUGUUAGAUAAUAAUAAAUCUGAUAGUAAAGAAUUAUCAGAUAAUAAAAAAUCUGAUAGCAAAGAAUUAUCAGAAAAUAAAAAAUCUGAAAACAAAGAAUCGUCUGAUAAAAAAUCGUCUAAAGAUCAUCGAUCCUCUGAUCGUGACAAAAAACGACAUAGUAGUAGCAGUUCUAGUCGAAAUCGUGACAAAGACAGAGACAGCCGUAGUAGUCACAGCAGCAAAGAUCGUAAAGACUAUAAAAAAGAUGACAAAAAAUACGAUAAUAAAAGUGACAAAGAUUCGUCUAAAGGAAAAGAAAAGGAUGACAAAUACGAUAGUAAAACCGAAAAAGAUUCGUCUAAAAAUAAAGAAAAGGAUGAUAAACUUAAAAAGGAUUCAAAAUCAAGUAGCUCAUCGUCAAAAGAUUCUUCACGAAAAUCGCGUGAUCAUGAUAGUAAAUCAAGUUCAUCAAAACGUGGAAGCAGUUCAAAUACAUCAUCAAGCCGUGAUCGUAAAACAUCCAGUUCAAGAGAUAGCAGUAAUCGUGAUAAAAAUAGAUCAAGUUCAUCAUCAAAGUCUAAAGAUAGGCGUGAUUCAUCUCGUGACAAUAGAGAUGAUAAAAAAUAUAAGGACAAAGAAUAUGGUGAACGAAAACAUAGUAAAGAUGAAACUGCAGAUAAAAAACGUGAUGAAUCUAAAGAUAAAAAUCGUAAUGAAUUAAAAGAUGAGUCAUUGGAUAAAAGUAAAGAUGACGUAAAAGAUAAAAGCAAAAAUGAUUCAAAAGAUAAAAAUAAGGACGAUAAUAAAGACAAAAAUAAAGAGGAUUCUAAAGAUAAAAUUAAAGAAGAUACAAAAGAUAAAAAUAAAGAUGAUGCAAAAGAUAAAAAUCGGGAUGAAAAACGUAAAUAUGAUUCAAAAUCUAAAUCAGAUAAAGAAAAAAGCAGUAGAAAUGAUUCAAACGACAAAGAAAAAUCCAAUAAAACUGAGUCAAAACACUCAACGAAAUCUUCAAUUAAUAACAAAAAAGAUUCGAAGAAAGAAAAUAGCAAUAAAAAAUCGACAAAAGAUGAUCAUUCUAGUUCUCGCGAAAAAAAUAAUGACAAUCGUCGAUCAACGGAUCGUGAUUCCAACGAUGGAUCAUCAGGAAAUUCACACAAUUCAACCGUUACAGGAAAUGCGACAAAUCAAAAAUCUACCGCAUUAUCAGAUAAUUUAAAUUCACAAUCAGGGGAAUCUGGUGAUCCAACUUCUGAUUCCACCACCGAUCAAUUAGAGGGAAAUAAUGAAAAUGUUACAAAUGCAGCGAUUAAAAGUCCAAUUAAAGUAGAUGUUACAGAAUCGACAGAAGUUUUAUUAAAUACAUCAUCAAAUGGGUUCCCUAAAACAAAGAAGCGGUCAUUUUCAGAUUUAGAUAUGCAUCAAGGACAAUUUUCAACGCAAAUUCUUGAUGGACAAAUUCAAGUGAAAUUAAAAAAACCUAAAUUUGCAUCGAAUAUAUUCGAAGCACGUCGAUUAAUGAAAAUCCGUAAGCGAUUAGAAAAAUUAGAACGUAAACGACAAAAACAGCUUAAUGAAGCUCAUCAAAUCGAAUGUAGUUUAAGUCCCGAUGCCAAUUCUUUAGAUUCGAUUGCUAACGGAAGUAUUUCAUCUAGUGAUGAAUUAGAAAAUGAUAAUUCUUCAAUUGCUUCAACUGAACUAGAAAUUUCAAAUAGUUCACAAGUGGAAAGUGAUAUUCCAAAGCCAGAAGAAAACAAAAAGUCACAAACUCUUUCACCAAAAGAAGCAAACAAAUCGCCAACUGUUUCACCAAAACAUGUAAAUAAAUCACCAACUGAUUCACCAAAACAUACAAAUAAAUCAUUAAUUGAUUCACUAAAACAUACAAAUAAACCAUCAAAUGAUUCACCAAAACAUACAAAUAAACCAUCAUCUGAUUCACCAAAACAUACAAAUAAAUUACCAACUGAUUCACCAAAAACUACAAAUAAAUCACCAACUGAUUUACCAAAACAUACAAAUGAAUCAUCAACUGAUUCGCCAAAACAUACAAAGAAAUCACCAAAUGUUUCACCAAAACAUACAAAUAAAUUACCAACUGUUGUUACACCAAAAGAAGAUGCUGUUAAUAAGAGUGAUUGUAAAGAAACCACUUCAAAACCAACUACUGAAUCGCCGAAUAUAGUUUAUUCCAGCGAUGGGGAAGAUUGUUUAUAUUUAAGUCCGAAGGCAAGUCCAACUGCCGAACGUUUCUUAAAAGAAAUUGCUACAUUUAAAAAACGUGGUCCAAUUAUCUCAGAAACUGAUGAUACCGGUAGUGAUAUAUCAGAUAAUUCUUUGAAUACUCGAGGUUCAUUACGACGAUCAAGGAAACCAAACAUGAGAUAUUUAUCAAAAGAUUAUACAUCAGAAAUAGAAUUAGACACAGCUGAAACUAGUGUUGAAAAGGAGGAAGAAAAAGAUGAAAAAAGUGUUAAAAUUACUAGAAGUUCAAAACGUAAAGCCAAUUUAGACGAAUCAGCUGAUGUUGAAACAAAUGAAAAUAAUAAUGUCAAAGCAGCAAAAUUGCAAUGUCAAGUAAAUCUCAUUGAAAUGGAUAUAUCUAACAAAAGCACACCACCUGCAACUCCUAUCGCUGAUCAAGAAAUAAAACCCUUGAAGAAGGGCACAAAAGCACGAAAAGCCAAGAAAAGUAUUACCACAGUAAAUGAAUCAUUUGUAUUGCCAUUGAGUCCAGAAAGUGAUGCAUCCAACACUCCAAUUCCUGAUACAAAAACGAACAUUUCGCGAAAAGAAUCCAAAGACGAAAAUAAAGAAGACAAAUCCAAAGUACAAAAAGUAGAUAAACAAGCUUUGAAAGCAGCAAAAGCAGCCACACAACGAUAUUCAAGUGAUGAUUUGUACAAACCACGACCAGUAAUUGGUACCACACGACGUAGUCGAGCUGCUCAUAAUAAUUCAUUAACAUAGUGUUAAGUAUAUGUUUUGUAUAUAAAUGUUAUAAAAUGUUAUUACGAGAGACAAUUGUGGCCAUUUAUAAUUUUUAUAAAUUUAUAUAAUAUUACGUUACCAAUUACUUAACUGUAAUUUUUUGUAGGACACAGGUUUUAUUUUACUUUUAGUUU
Molecule: messenger RNA, 4486 nt
Organism: Chrysoperla carnea
Lineage: Eukaryota; Metazoa; Arthropoda; Insecta; Neuroptera; Chrysopidae
Exons: 5
Coding region: 60-4331 (1423 amino acids)
Source: RefSeq, a predicted model, not a curated record